AUGGUUACAGAUCACAAUAUCAACUGUUUAUACAAAAGUUUUGUCAAUUCUGAAUGCAGCAAAAAUGCAAUUCCAAACUUCCUGGCUUAUUUGUGGAUCAUUUUGUUCGUUGAAGCAUUGUGGCUUUUUAUUCUUGACAAUUUCUGGUUGAAAAUUCCUUUAACUUCGUCGGCAAUUGAAACAUUUGUUGAUCUUGUGAUGGCGUGUUACGAUUCACCUUGUCCUAAUUUUGAAGUCACUUUUGCACUAUUUCAGUCAAAUUAUAAGAAAACCACUGGAUAUGUGAGUAUCUUAAAUGAUGAUACUCCCAAAUUGAGCGAUGAACUCUAUAAUUUAGAUUUCCUUCCUGACUGUACAACUACUAAAUUUCGCCUAACAUCAAUUCCGAAAGGAGUUUUUGUUUUGACAGGGCUUGAAGAACUUCAUCUUAGUAGAAAUCUAAUAAAAAAAAUUGAUGUUGACAUUUUAGCUUUGAAGAAUUUAAAAGUCCUCAGGCUUGAUGUUAACAAACUUCAAACAAUUGCACCAAACUCAUUGACAAAAUUGGAGAAUUUCGAAUCUCUUGAUAUCGAUGGUAAUCAUAAAUUGGAAGUGGACGCUUUCCACCAGUCCCUUUCAUGUGCGAAUUUGCGCAACCUGGGAUAUCCUUAUCAACUUAAAGAAAGAAUAGAAGAUGAACUAAGUGAAACUGAAAAGGAAAAGCUAAACUAUUUUACCUUCCAGAAAAAUUCUAAAAAGAUUUUUCAGAGAGGGAAAUAA
Xenia sp. Carnegie-2017 is the source of this 759-nucleotide messenger RNA. RefSeq names its product leucine-rich repeat-containing protein 40-like. The coding region runs from base 1 to 759 and encodes 252 amino acids. NCBI's taxonomy places the organism in Eukaryota, Metazoa, Cnidaria, Anthozoa, Malacalcyonacea, Xeniidae. Gene Ontology annotation, molecular function: protein binding. The record is from RefSeq and is a predicted model, not a curated record. The transcript has 2 exons. Gene Ontology annotation, cellular component: extracellular matrix.